Messenger RNA from Penicillium paradoxum, 1104 nucleotides. Its product is annotated as threonine/serine dehydratase. Bases 1 to 1104 code for a protein of 367 amino acids. The transcript is spliced from 2 exons. Gene Ontology annotation, molecular function: serine racemase activity; threonine racemase activity; ATP binding. NCBI's taxonomy places the organism in Eukaryota, Fungi, Ascomycota, Eurotiomycetes, Eurotiales, Aspergillaceae. The record is from RefSeq and is a predicted model, not a curated record. Gene Ontology annotation, biological process: D-serine biosynthetic process; L-serine metabolic process; pyruvate biosynthetic process.
AUGACUUCUCCCGCGGUGGCAGCUCAGUUGCUCACUCCAGCCGCAGUCCAAGCGGCGUAUGAUCUGAUCCAACCCCAUGUCCACCGUACACCAUUAGUGACCUGCAAGACCCUCGACGCCAUCGCCUCGACACCGCAAUCCCCCGAAGCCUUGGUUGGAACACCAUUUGAAGGCCAAACCCCUGCUUGCCCACAGUUUCGAUUUUUCUUCAAAUGUGAGAACUUCCAGCGAAUCGGUGCCUUUAAAGCACGGGGUGCAUUCCAUGCAUUGCUACGGCUACUAGAGGAGCGAGGAGAGGAGGUGAAACGGCGCGGGGUGAUCACCCAUAGCUCUGGAAAUCAUGCACAAGCCCUCGCCCUUGCUGCAUCGUCCCUGGGCAUCCCCGCCUACAUCGUUAUGCCCCGCAUCAGCACACCAUCCAAAAUUGCGGGCACGCAGUCUCAUGGUGCACAAGUCACCUUCAGCGGCUCAACCAGCGUAGAGCGUGAAGCUGUGGUGGCCGAAAUACAAGCAAAGACAGACGCCAUCCUGGUGCCCCCAUAUGACGAUUUCAAUGUCAUUUGCGGGCAAGGUACAACGGCUUUGGAGCUGGAGGCACAGCAUACCGAACAAUCCGAGUCUCGGACAUUGGAUGCGGUUAUCACUCCCAUUGGUGGGGGCGGACUCAACUCCGGCGUCGCGACCUGGUUUUCAGACAAGCAGACACGUGUAUUUGGUGCAGAGCCCAGCUUUGAAGGAGCUGAUGAUUGCCGGCGCGGGCUACAGGCUGGCAAACGUGUGGAAGCCGUCGGCACUCUCACCAUCGCGGAUGGACUACGCACUCCAGUGGGAUUACUCAACUGGGAAGUUAUCUCCAAUGAGAAGAAGGUGGAGGGAGUGUUUGCUGUCACCGAGGAGCAGAUCAAGGCAGCCAUGCGGCUGGUCUUCGAGCGGAUGAAGGUUGUCGUUGAGCCGAGCGCAGUGGUUGGUCUCGCCGCUUGUCUCUUUGACGAGAACCUUCGGCGACGAGUCGAACAAGAGGGUGGCAACCAUGGAUGGGAUGUUGCGGUUGUAUUCAGCGGCGGCAACACAACCGUCGAGGCGAUUGCCAAGCUGUUUACUUGA